Amyelois transitella is the source of this 930-nucleotide messenger RNA. RefSeq lists its product as uncharacterized. Lineage: Eukaryota; Metazoa; Arthropoda; Insecta; Lepidoptera; Pyralidae. The record is from RefSeq and is a predicted model, not a curated record. The transcript has 5 exons. The coding region runs from base 69 to 827 and encodes 252 amino acids.
GACGGCCGCUCUCUUAAGUCUUAAGAAAUCCUUUAUAGUUCAGAAAUCGUGAACAUUUGUGCUCGAACAUGUAUUUCAAACUGACGCUUUCUCUGCUCGCGGUACUGGCCACGGCGUACGCCGGAAGCCUUUUAGAUGUUUUAAAUUUGGACGCAAAAAAGGUGAUAGAAGUUCCGGAGCUACGCGAUGACCAACCCAACAGAAACUGCCUUUGCAAAGGACCAGCCUGUGUUUGCUGUGUCGAUUUCAACAUCACAGUCGUCGAUCUUGGAGGACCAGGUUGUGUGCACAUGAAAUAUCUGUCUCCGGACGAAGGAUUCUCCGUCAAAGUUUCAUAUGGAAAAAAUCUUCUGCAUAGUUCAAAAAUUCAAGGUUCAAACCCAGCACCAAUCUGUCUCGAAGUUUUCGGGAAAUUCGUACAGCUCUGCGCAAAAUUCAGUGAUCUCGCUCCAACGUCGGAAGGUCUGAGAGGUUGUCUUGAACUGGAGCCUACAUUCCUCGGAGAGGAACAGAUAGACUUCCCCAUUGGCUGCUUUAAGUCUAAGGAAGGCGGCAUGGAAAUGGAAGACCCUCCGGCGGAACCAGAAACUAACAACGAAGAAGAGGUGAGCAGUAACAACGAAACUUCUGGAUUUGACGCCGAGUCGUUCUUACUGAGCAUUUAUCAGACAGCUGAGCAAGGCGUGGCCUUACUCGGUAGUCUUCUAGAUAUACCAUCAAAAGUCAACGCGACUAAACCAUCGCAGCCAGUUACCACAAGCGCAACCCCAGAACCAGAAAAUACUCAAAGAAGAUCUAAACAACUCAAACAUCCGAACCAACUGUGAUAUUUAAAUCUAUAACGUAUUCCUAAUACAUUUAAGUACAAAACAGCAUUUCUUAGAAUGUAAAUUUGCUUGCCAGCGUGUGGUAGAAUAUUCGACGCUUCUA